Messenger RNA from Phragmites australis (common reed), 1029 nucleotides. RefSeq names its product structure-specific endonuclease subunit slx1-like. Gene Ontology annotation, molecular function: 5'-flap endonuclease activity; crossover junction DNA endonuclease activity. The record is from RefSeq and is a predicted model, not a curated record. The coding region runs from base 119 to 556 and encodes 145 amino acids. The transcript has 3 exons. NCBI's taxonomy places the organism in Eukaryota, Viridiplantae, Streptophyta, Magnoliopsida, Poales, Poaceae. Gene Ontology annotation, biological process: double-strand break repair via homologous recombination. Gene Ontology annotation, cellular component: Slx1-Slx4 complex.
GGCCGAAGGAAAAAAAAAAUUGUUUCCCUUACGGCCCAUUCAACCCCUGACAUCAUCAAUUCCCCAAAUCGAACUUCGUCCGUGGAUGCGAGGCCUCCGCCCGCCGGCGAGGUGAGAGAUGAGCCUCACGGCGGCCUUCCGGGCCGCGAAAACCCCCCGCACCCUUCGUUCCAAACCCGGCGAGGCCGCGAAGAAGAAGGCGGCGCCACCGUGGUGCGUCUACCUUAUAGCCUCCUCCCGGAUCCCUCGCACCUACGUUGGCGUCACCACCGACUUCCCUCGCCGCUUGCGACAACAUAAUGGCGAAUUAAAAGGUGGUGCAAAAGCUGCCUGUGCUGGAAGGCCAUGGAAUCUCGCAUGCCUUAUUGAAGGCUUUGUUAGCAGAAGUGAAGCCUGUGAGUUUGAAUCGAGAUGGAAGAACAUCUCUCAGAAAAUGGCACGGAAAAGGAAUGAGCCUAGAAUGAAGUCAGUGUUGCAGCAUCGAGAAGCGGCGUUGAGCAGAGUGGAGACCCUUAUGGAUUGUAGCCACCUAAAUAUCAAAUGGCACUCAAGUUGAGGUUGUUUAUUCACACUGUUGUAUGCAGAGGCAUCUAAUUGUGCAAAAAAUCACCAAUUAACCAUAAAUUAUUUUAAAAAAGAAUUCUCAUGUCUUCCACUCAUAGCAAAGAGAACACUUUGACUUGCUACCAAUAAGAUCAAGAUGACUAUUGUAUUUUUUUUCUAUAACACUAAGACGCCAGAAGAGGCAGCUGGGGCUUCAAUUGUAUGUUUUAUUUCAUUUGUAUAGGCAUUGUUUCACCAGGGUAGAUAGUCUUCCAAUACAGGAGCCAUGUCUCGUGUGAUGGACCUCUGUUUAUAUGUAAAUGACACUUAUGUACUGUAAUCAUUUGUAUUUUCUUAGGGCAUGCUUGCAUAGAGGGAUAUAGUCAAAUCCGUGUAUUUCACGUGUGAUUAGGAGGGAAAACAGAUAACUUACUUGCCAAUUCAAGGGGGUAUUGGAUCAAAUCCGUGCCUAUUCAUUUCUCUUUA